AGAAUUAUUCAGCUUACUUACUAUUUAACUGCUUGUUUCUUAAUUUAAGGUGUGGGGAUCACUAUGAUCUUUCUAUCAGUGGUUUCAGCGAGUUCCUACAUUUGCAUCAUCGCCUACAGCCUGUUCUACCUGUUUGCCUCAUUCCAAUCCCCCCUGCCGUGGUCAGACUGCUUCAGCUGGUGGGGUGCAGAUGAAACCUGCAGUCGGACACCCAGAGAUCCGCUCUGCAACCUCACUAUGGACAGCGGAUAUUCAGAAGUCGUGAAUACAACCUGGCUGCAGGCAAACAACAAAACCUGUUCCAAUGGAUCAGAAAUCUAUGUUCCUCACCAAGCCCCCACCGAGCAAUACUGGGAUAAGCAGGUUUUACGCCGGUCAAGGUCGAUAGAUGAGAGUGGGGAGGUUGUCUGGCACCUGGUUCUCUGUGUGCUUCUGGCCUGGCUGAUAGUUGGAGCCGCCCUGUCUAAGGGAAUCAAAUCUUCAGGAAAGGUGGUUUAUUUCACUGCAACAUUCCCGUACGUGGUUCUGACUGUACUUCUGAUCCGAGGACUGACCCUGGAGGGAGCCUGGAAAGGGAUUGACUUCUACAUUGGAAACCAGUCCAACUUCUCAAAGCUGGCUGAAGCUGAGGUUUGGAAAGAUGCUGCAACACAAAUAUUCUAUUCUUAUGCGGUGGCAUGGGGUUACUUGAUAACCCUGUCAUCCUACAACAAAUUCCACAAUAACUGUUACAGAGACACCAUCAUUGUCUGUCUGGUGAACAGUGGCACAAGUGUGUUUGCCGGAUUUGCCAUCUUCUCUGUCCUCGGACACAUCGCUCACGUACAGGACAAGACCGUUUCAGAGGUUGCUCAGUCAGGUUUCGGUUUGGCUUUCAUCGCCUACCCAGAGGCUCUUGCGCAGCUACCGUGGGCUCCUCUAUGGUCCGCUUUGUUUUUCCUCAUGCUGGUCACGGUGGGAAUCGACACUCAGUUUGGAACAUUAGAAACAAUUUUAACAUCCCUUAUGGACCAGUACCCCAAGCGUCUGCAAUCAAAACGCCUUUUGCUGACGGCUGGUGCUUGUGUGUUGCUAUUUUUCCUCGGCCUUGUGUGUGUAACACAGGCUGGAAUUUACUGGGUUCAUUUAGCCGAUUAUUUCUGUGCUGGAUGGAUUCUCCUUACAAUCGCUCUGCUGGAACUCAUCGGUCUAAGCUGGAUAUAUGGGGUAAACAGAUUCAUCAAGGACAUUGAGAUGAUGAUUGGGGAGAGGAGCUGGCUGUUCUGGCUGUGGUGGAAAGUGUGCUGGUGUUUUAUCUCACCGGGUUUGCUGGUGGUCAUCUUAGCCUGGUCUUUGGCGACAUUUACCCGACCAACAUUCGGACACGUUCAGUACCCCGACUGGGCAAUAGCACUCGGCUGGUGUAUGGUCACCUUAUGCAUUAUGUGGAUCCCCAUCAUUGCCAUCGUGAGAGUUUUCCAAGCUGAGGGCGCCACAUUGUACCAGAAACUUUCUGCUGCUUGCAGGUCAGCUCCUGAUUGGGGUCCGUAUUUGGAACAGCACAGAGGGGAAAGAUACCGAAACAAGUCUGAUCCUGCUGAUUCCCCAAACACUAUGGAACUUCUUACUGACCAUAAAGUGUGAACUAAUGGGAGAAGACCCAUUGUCACCAGUGAUACUGCAUGCCUUCACUUUAUAGUCUGUUAAAUAAUUCUAAAGUUACCUUGAAGCUAUGCACUAUGAUAUUUCCAUCUAUGCCUCCCAUAAUUAUAUAUACUGUUAUCAGGAAUCUCCUCAACCUCUGACACACUAGAGAAAACAAUCACAGUUUCUCCCAUCUCUCCUUGUAGCUAAUACUCCUUAACCCAGGCAUCUUCUUUGUAAAGAAAUAAUCAAAAUGAUCAAAAGCUAGUAUGUUCUCAAUCGUUUGAAAACACUGUAACCUAUGUAAAAUGUUAGAAAGUUGCAUUUGUUAAUUACAAUUCCAGGUGAUCAAAUAUCGUUUGUCUGGAGGAUUUGUUCGUUUACACAUUACAAUGCAAGAUUAAUUAGUCUCAACAAAUACAGAGCAGCACAUGCAUUUUCCUUCCAGAAAUGUAACCCAUUAUGAUUAUGUGACCAUAUUACAACUUUCUAACCAAAAACUCUGUUGUAGUUUACAUUUAUUAUUGUAAUUUAAGGUACAGUGACAAGCUUUGUUUGGCAUGCUAUCCUAUCAGAUCAGAUAAUACCACACAUAAGUAAAAUCAGUCUAAACACAACUACAAUCAGUAGAGCAAAGGAAAAGGUGGAGUGUAGAAUCUAGUUCUCAGCAUUAGUUUAAUUUAGAGAUACAGCUUGCCGACAAUCGAUCACCCAUUCAUACUAGUUCUAUGUUAUACCACUUUCUCUUAACUCCCUACAUAUUAGGGGCAUUUUACAGAAGCCAAAUAAUCUACAAACCCACGACUUUGGGAUGUGGGAGGAAUCCCGAGCAAUCGGAGGAAACCCAUGCAGUCACAGGGAGAACUUGCAAACUCUGUUAAACUGAGUUCUUUCAAUCUAAAGUCAACUUGACUCAAACACUUGUUGCUGUUAAAAUCAAUUCUUUAUUCAGCUGAGACUAGUCUCUUGAACCUUCCAACACAGAGCUGAUGCUCUGGGGCGGGUCCAAAGAGGAGUAACUUUGAUACAAACUCAUGGCAUUUAUAUUGGUAUUACACAUUUCAGAUACAGAGGGUAUGACAAGCUAGUAACCAAUCAUCUGAGUCCUUCUGGUGAUUUACAACAUCAGUCACAUGAUCCCCCUUCCCUGGCCUCAUUACAGCCUUUGUUUGCCUGUGCUUUAU
Leucoraja erinaceus (little skate) is the source of this 2807-nucleotide messenger RNA. RefSeq names its product sodium- and chloride-dependent neutral and basic amino acid transporter B(0+)-like. Gene Ontology annotation, molecular function: L-proline transmembrane transporter activity. Gene Ontology annotation, biological process: sodium ion transmembrane transport. The transcript has 11 exons. The coding region runs from base 64 to 1623 and encodes 519 amino acids. Lineage: Eukaryota; Metazoa; Chordata; Chondrichthyes; Rajiformes; Rajidae. The record is from RefSeq and is a predicted model, not a curated record. Gene Ontology annotation, cellular component: membrane.